CCUCCCCCUUUCCUAUUCUCCCUUACAUUAUUACUCUACUAUAUAAUCUUGAUAAAUCUUAACCAUACUCCACCCAUUAAAAUAACACCUUAAAUCUAAUUCAACACUCCCCAAAUAGCAAGUGAAGUGAGUGUAUCUCUUCACAGUUCUAUUUUCUUCUCACAGGCAUUUUAACAAACAUGUCACCGCUACAAAGCUUGCUUCUAUUUCUCUCCAUACUCGUGCUCUUUUCACUUGCAGUAUGUGAACAAAAUGGAGAUUUUCAAACCCUAAACACAAAAUUCAAUCCAAGAAUCCCACUCCCACCACUCAGAACCCUAUCUUCAUCAAAACGUUUUGAAGGAUCUUCCGAUCUAGUUAAACUCAAGUACCACAUGGGACCAGUUCUCUCUUCUCCGAUCAACAUAUACCUAAUCUGGUACGGUAAUUGGGCUAGACCUCACAAACAGCUCAUUAAAGACUUUCUUCUUUCAAUCUCCGACACCACCGCACCUCACCCCUCUGUUUCCGACUGGUGGCGCACCGUUUCGCUUUACACGGACCAAACCGGAGCAAAUAUCUCCAGCUCAGUCUCCAUCGCCGGAGAAUACGCCGACCGACGCUACUCCAACGGGAAGCAUCUCACGCGAUUGUCAAUCCAGGACGUGAUCGCAACGGCGGUUCGAUCCAAGCCUUUUCCGGUGGAUCACCGGAAAGGAAUCUACCUAGUGUUAACGGCGGAGGAUGUUACAAUGGACGAAUACUGCCGCGCGGUGUGUGGUUUCCACUACUUCACCUUUCCAUCCAAAGUAGGUUACACGCUACCCUACGCUUGGGUAGGAAACUCCGGAACACAGUGUCCCGAAGUUUGCGCGUAUCCAUUCGCCGUACCAGAGUACAUGGCAGGAGGUGGACCGGGGAAACUCUCACCGCCAAACGGCAACGUCGGAGUUGACGGAAUGGUGAGCGUGAUCGCUCACGAACUAGCGGAACUCUCAUCGAAUCCGUUGGUGAACGCGUGGUACGCCGGUGAGGAUCCAACGGCACCGACGGAGAUCGGCGAUUUAUGUGAAGGUUUGUACGGUACCGGCGGUGGUGGCGGUUACAUUGGGGAAGUGAUGAAGGAUAAAGUUGGAAGAACGUUUAAUCUUAAUGGGCUUAGGAAUAGAAAGUUUUUGGUCCAAUGGGUUUGGAGCCCUAUUUUGAAUGCGUGUGCGGGUCCCAAUGCUAUUGAUUUGAAUUGAGUUGAAACUUAAACUAUUCAUUCUUUCACGUCAUACCCUACCUUUCUAGUCCUUCCUUAUGGUUUUCUACUAGCUACCUGCCACUACUCUAUCAUGUAUAGUACCCUAUGUAACUUUUUUUUUGUAAUUUUAUUUUCUCUACUUGAGGAUAAUCAUAGUAAUAUUUUUAGAACU
This is a messenger RNA of Lathyrus oleraceus (garden pea), 1397 nucleotides long. RefSeq names its product protein EXORDIUM-like 5. The record is from RefSeq and is a predicted model, not a curated record. Lineage: Eukaryota; Viridiplantae; Streptophyta; Magnoliopsida; Fabales; Fabaceae. The transcript has a single exon. The coding region runs from base 180 to 1223 and encodes 347 amino acids.